This is a messenger RNA of Daphnia pulex (common water flea), 1162 nucleotides long. RefSeq names its product protein YIPF5-like (gene Yip1d1). The transcript has 7 exons. Lineage: Eukaryota; Metazoa; Arthropoda; Branchiopoda; Diplostraca; Daphniidae. The coding region runs from base 150 to 1013 and encodes 287 amino acids. Gene Ontology annotation, cellular component: membrane; trans-Golgi network. Gene Ontology annotation, biological process: endoplasmic reticulum to Golgi vesicle-mediated transport; vesicle fusion with Golgi apparatus. The record is from RefSeq and is a predicted model, not a curated record.
GGAUCAUUUUAUUUAGCAGACGAAACAAGCCGAUUCCACUCCUCUAUUUCCAAGUUCCAACGUCAUCUACAUAUGUGUGUCUACUGAUUGUUAUUUAUUUAUCAGUAAAAGUUAACAGUAAUAUAUUUUCCCGCUGAAACAAGAUCAAUAUGGCUAAUCCAAACGAUCCAAAUUAUUAUUAUGGACAGUCUGCUGGUAUGGCUCAACCUGGUUAUGGCUGGGGAGAUGCUAACCAAGGAGAAGGAAUCUCUUUUGACAUGGAUUCAAAUUUCGGGCAAGAGCAGCAUUUCCAGUCAUUUGAUUAUUCUCAAACAUCAGCUCAUACAAAUACUAUCCCUGACACAAGCACCUCAGCUGGACUUUAUCCACCACUACAGCAGGCUUAUGAAUCAUCAUACAUAGGAUCACCACCAACUGUGUAUGGUGGACAGCAGUUUCUGAACCCAAAUGCCUCUUCGUUCCCAGCCUCAACUGUGGCUUCCACUGGAACUGGAUUUGAUGAUGAACCCCCUCUGCUUGAAGAACUUGGGAUCAAUCCUGACCAUAUUUUUCAAAAGACGUUAGCCGUACUGAACCCCUUGCGAGAGACUGAUGCCUCAAUUUUGCAAGACACAGACCUCGCUGGACCACUCGCGUUCGUCCUAGCUUUUGGAGGAUUCCUCCUUCUGUCUGGGAAGGUCCAUUUUAGUUACAUCUAUGGGAUAGGCGUACUUGGUUGUCUGGCGAUUUACGCUAUGCUCAACUUGAUGGCCGUAUCGGGCGUUUCCAUUGGAGUCACCGUCAGUGUCCUAGGGUAUUGCCUGUUACCCAUGGUCGCACUCUCAGGAAUCAGCAUUCUAAUAUCACUCCAGGGACUUCUCGGUAUUGUGUUGACGGCACUGGCCAUCCUAUGGUGUUCGAUUUCAGCUUCGAAAUUGUUUGUAACAGCCUUAACUAUGGAUCACCAACAGCCGCUAGUCGCAUAUCCGUGCGCAAUGUUGUACGGCGUUUUUGCUUUGCUCACAAUCUUCUAAAAAAAACGAAUUCUCCAUUUCUUUCUUUUACUUUCCAGCUAUUUUGUUUUCUUCUUUUUCCUUCUAAAAUAUGUUAAAUUUACUUGCCUUCUCCAGCUUUCGAAAGAUAAUUUCCUUCAUCGUGAUGAAUAUACUGUACUGACUGAUCA